GUUAUAAUCUCCAUUAGUAUCGAGCUCAAAAAUUAUUUCUCAACUGUUACAUGUUCAUCAGGAAAUCCAUGGCUGCUUCUUCUUCAGCUGAAACCAACCUCGCGACGGCCAAGAUGGUUCUGUCGAUGGCGGGGUCAUUGGCCGCCACAGCAAUGAUUGUACGGUCAUUAGUGACUGAUUUCAUGCCACAUGCAAUCCAAGACUUGAUGUUCUCUGGCAUCAGCAAUCUCUUCAAUCGGUUAUCGUCCCAGAUGACUAUGGUGCUUAACCAGUCCGAUGGUCUGUUCAACAAUGAAAUUUACGAGGCUGCGGAGGUUUACCUUGGUGAGAAAGUCUCUCCCUCGACGCAGAGACUCAGUGUGAGUAAACCCGAGAAGGAGAAGAACUUCAUUAUCGCCAUGGAACGCGGCGAGACCAUUGUGGACGUCUUUAAUGGCGUCAAAUUCACAUGGACUUUGGUCUGUAGCCAAGUCGAGUCCAAUAACUUCCAUAACCCUCGAAAUUACAAUUCCACGCUUCGAUCGGAAGCACGCUCAUUCGAGCUCAGCUUCCAUAAGAAACAUCUGGAUUUGGUUCUCAAAUCUUACUUGCCCCACAUUCUGACUGAAUCAAAGUCGGUCAAACAGGAGAAAAAGACCCUCAAAAUCUUCACGGUUUACAAUAUCUACGGCGACAUCGCCGAUGUUUGGAUGCCAACGAAUCUCGACCACCCGGCGACGUUUGAUACUCUGGCUCUCGACACGGAUAUCAAGAACUUUAUCCUUGAUGAUCUUGAGAGGUUCUUAAAGAGGAAGGAGUAUUACAGAAAAGUCGGGAAAGCAUGGAAGAGAGGCUACUUGUUGUAUGGGCCGCCUGGGACUGGAAAAUCGAGCUUGAUUGCGGCCAUGGCCAACUAUUUGAAUUUCGAUGUGUAUGACUUAGAGCUUACGGGGAUCCAGUACAAUUCGGAACUUAGAAGAUUGCUCUUAGCAAUGGCGAACAGGUCCAUAUUGGUGGUGGAAGAUGUCGAUUGUUCUAUCCAGUUAGAAGACCGAAGCAAACUUUUAAAUUCUCCCCCAACGUCUAACGAGGACCAGGUGACUCUGUCUGGCUUGUUAAAUUUCAUCGACGGACUAUGGUCAUGCUGCGGCGACGAGCGCAUCAUAAUAUUCACAACCAAUCACAAAGAGCGGCUCGACCCGGCACUGCUGCGGCCAGGUCGCAUGGACGUUCACCUCCACAUGUCUUACUGCACCCCAGGUGGGUUCAGACUGCUGGCCUCGAACUACCUCGGCAUCAAGCACCAUCCCCUGUUCGAGGAGAUCGAGCAGCAGCUUAAAUCCACAGAAGUGACCCCUGCAGAAGUGGCUGAGGAGCUCAUAAAGAGUGACGACCCUGAAGCUGCCCUGGGAGGUCUUGUUGAGUUUCUCAAAGUGAAGAAGAAGGAAAAUGAAGAAGCUAAGCUGAAGAGGGAGAAAGAAGGGGAUAAAAAAGAUGUUACUAAGGCAGAAUUGGUUGCUAAAGAAGAGAAUGGUACAACUUUAGUUGAUACAGAGGCAGAUGUAGCUGAAGAGCUCGUAAAGGGUGACCACCUUGAAGUUGCCUUGCAAGGCAUUGUUGAUUUGCUCAAAGUGAGGAAGAAGGAAAAUGGGAAAGCCAAGGUGGAGAAGGAAAAACAGAGAGAAGGAGCUGGUAAGGAAAAUGGGAUAGCCAAAGAUGUUGAAGCAGAAUCAGAAGCAGAAGAAAUGAAGAGUAGUAUCGAUGUUGGUUGUUGAUGUGCAUGGUCAGUCUUGAGAGCGGCUAUAGGAGUGAGAAUUACAGAGCACUAACACAAUCUUUUUCAUACCAGCUACAUUUCAUAUUUUUAACAAAGGGGGUUAGAAAAUAAACACAUUAAGGGUGUUUAUUAAAGUAUGUAUUUAUUCCCCACAAUGUAGCUCUUACAUUUUCUAAUGUCACAUUUGAACCAAUCAAUUAUUGGUUAUGUAUGCUCUACACUAAACUAAACGAAAAAAACUCUGUUAUCCCCGAUUUUCUGUCACCUCUAUGUC
Humulus lupulus (European hop) is the source of this 2030-nucleotide messenger RNA. Its product is annotated as AAA-ATPase At3g50940-like. Gene Ontology annotation, molecular function: ATP hydrolysis activity; ATP binding. The transcript has 2 exons. Lineage: Eukaryota; Viridiplantae; Streptophyta; Magnoliopsida; Rosales; Cannabaceae. The coding region runs from base 51 to 1754 and encodes 567 amino acids. The record is from RefSeq and is a predicted model, not a curated record.